Oncorhynchus nerka (sockeye salmon) is the source of this 3480-nucleotide messenger RNA. It is a transcript of the gene adam19a, whose product is annotated as ADAM metallopeptidase domain 19a. The coding region runs from base 87 to 3308 and encodes 1073 amino acids. The transcript has 23 exons. Lineage: Eukaryota; Metazoa; Chordata; Actinopteri; Salmoniformes; Salmonidae. Gene Ontology annotation, biological process: proteolysis. The record is from RefSeq and is a predicted model, not a curated record. Gene Ontology annotation, molecular function: metalloendopeptidase activity.
CGCUCCGGAGUCAAAGCAGAGAGAGCGAGGGGAAUCAGUGCGAGCGACGAACGGGAGGACGGAUAACGGUACCGAGGACAACAGGGAUGUACAGCAAACAUAGGCAGAAAAAUGCCCAAAUAUCACCGGCACAAUGUGGACGUUCGCUUAUUAUGUUGUCUUUGCUACUACUGAAUGGCAUACUGGAAAGUGCAAACGGAGAUACCCGAGUACAAGGAGAGUUAAGGGGACAGACGGUGACAGCACAGUGGAUCUCUCCUGGACGCACCAAGAGGGAAGAUGGUGGUACUGCUGCAAAACAGGACCAGUAUCCAGACAGAGGGGAAAUAGUGCUGUCCUCCAACAACCUUGAACUGGUACUACAAGUGGAACGGAAUCAGGAGCUCCUGGGCCCAGACUUCACAGAAACCCACUACAGUGAGGAUGGGCAGCCUGUAACUGUGGCCACCAAUUACAGUGAUCACUGCUUCUACCACGGGCAUGUAAGAGGACACAUGGACUCCUGGGCCGCCCUUAGCACAUGUUCAGGAGUGAGGGGCCUGAUUGCCUUGAACUCAAAUGACACCUACUACCUUGAGCCAAUCAGAGGGCUGGACUCUCGCCAUCACUCGCUGGUCAGCGCAGACGAUCUGCCAAUCAGAGGCGGGACUUGCGGCCACGGGCAUCAGACUGGACACCCCAACCUCCUCUCCGGUCUGCUUAAACCUUUGCAUCAAAGGGUGAGACGAAAUGCCUGGGGCACUACCAAGUACAUGGAGCUGUACAUCGUGGCUGACAGUACACUGUAUAAACGACAGAAUAAGGACUACCAAAAAACCAAGCUGAGGAUAAUGGAGAUUGCCAAUUAUGUUGAUAAGUUCUACAGGGCUCUGAACAUCCGGGUGCCUCUGAUUGGCCUGGAGGUAUGGAAGGAGAGGGAUGAGUGCAUCAUUACAGAGGAACCCAACACCACACUCUGGUCCUUCCUACAGUGGAGACAGAAGCUUAAGUCCCGCAAGAAGCACGACAACGCACAGCUACUGACGGGAGUGAUAUUUAAAGGGACCACCAUAGGGAUGGCACCGCUGGAGGGGAUGUGUAGUCUGGAGAACUCUGGAGGCAUUAAUGUGGUGAGUUGGAUGGCACCGCUGGAGGGGAUGUGUAGUCUGGAGAACUCUGGAGGCAUUAAUGUGGUGAGUUGGAUGGCACCGCUGGAGGGGAUGUGUAGUCUGGAGAACUCUGGAGGCAUUAAUGUGGUGAGUUGGAUGGCACCGCUGGAGGGUAUGUGUAGUCUGGAGAACUCUGGAGGCAUUAAUGUGGUGAGUUGGAUGGCACCGCUGGAGGGGAUGUGUAGUCUGGAGAACUCUGGAGGCAUUAAUGUGGACCAUUCGGAUUUACCCAUCGGAGCUGCCGCCACCAUGGCCCACGAAAUCGGACAUAAUUUUGGGAUGAGCCACGACCACGAGGGCUGCUGUGUGGAGGCGACUGCGGAGCAAGGGGGCUGCGUGAUGGCUGCUGCCACCGGGCAUCCAUUUCCCCGGGUGUUCAGCCGCUGCAGUAAGCUGGACCUGGACAACUACUUCCAGAAGGGAGGAGGGAUGUGCCUCUUCAACAUGCCCGACAUGAAGGACCUGGUCGGGGGCAAGAGGUGCGGCAACGGCUUUGUGGAGGACGGAGAAGAGUGCGACUGCGGAGAGCCAGAGGAGUGCAGUAAUGACUGCUGCAACGCCAACAACUGCAGUCUGAAGGCAGAGGCUCAGUGCGCCCACGGGGUGUGUUGCGAGGGCUGUAAGCUGAAGCAGGCAGGUACCAUGUGUCGUGGUCCUGCGGGAGCGUGCGACCUGCCAGAGUACUGCACUGGUGGCUCUCCCUACUGUCCGUCCAACGUUUACCUGCUGGAUGGCUCCUCCUGCCAGUAUGGUCACGCCUACUGCUACAACGGCAUGUGUCUGACCCACGAACAGCAGUGUCUGCAGCUGUGGGGUUACGGUGCCCGGCCAGCGCACGACGCCUGCUUUCAAGACGUCAACGCAGCAGGGAACGCGUUUGGAAACUGUGGGAAGGACGGACAGGGAAACUACAUGAAGUGCGAAAAAAGCGACGCCAAGUGCGGAAAGAUCCAGUGCCACAGCGCGGCCAAGAAGCCGAAGGGCACCAACGCAGUGUCCAUAGACACCACCAUCCGGACAGACGGCAUGGAGGUGAAGUGCAGGGGGACAUAUGUCUACACCACCCAGGAUGGACAAGGGGACCUCCCUGACCCGGGCCUCGUCAUGACCGGCACCAAGUGUGGAGAGGGGAAGGUGUGCAGGGACCGCCGGUGCCAAAACGCCUCUUUCACCGAGCUGGAGGGCUGCAUCGCUCGCUGUCAUGGCCAUGGGGUGUGCAACAGCAAUGGCAACUGUCACUGUAACCGAGGGUGGGCACCUCCCUUCUGUGAGAAGCUUGGUCUGGGAGGCAGUGUGGACAGUGGGCCUGUCCAGUACCACAGUCAGCUGGGCUUGGUGUUGGGUCUUCUGUUUGUCUUCCUGGUUCUCCUACCUGGGAUCCUCAUCACCUUCUACUGCUAUAAGAUCAAGAGCUCCUACUACCACAAGUGGCUCUCCCAGAGAGACAAGAACAACAAGGCUAACAGACUUGAAGGCUCCAUGGAGAAGGGUAAGAAUGGACACCUCAACCCUGCAUUUCAUCUGAAGGUGGUGGGGCCGGCGAACAAAGGAAACAGUCACAAGGGGCUCCCUCACACCAGCAAAGAGGUGCUGCCUCUCCGGCCGGGCCCCACCCCUAACGGCACUCAGCCUGUCAACAUCGUGCGUCCCCUAAGGCCCGCCCCCUCGCCGCACAACACGCCACGGCGCUUCAAGGUGGCCCACCCACCUUUACUUGUCAGCAAGCAACCCGGGGCCCUGCCGAAAUCCCCCGCCCCCCCUCAAAAACUUACGCCACCCAAGAAACCACUUCCCCUCAACCCAACACGAUCACCACUGGUAUCCAACCCAACACGAUCACCACUGGUAUCCAACCCAACACGAUCACCACUGGUAUCCAACCCAACACGAUCACCACUGUUGGUGUCAGAGCUGCAGCCCAGACACUCCCCCUCUCCUCCUCAGAGGCCCCUGCCCCUCAGCCCCGCCAGAGGGGUGGUGUUACCCGUGAGCCCAGCGAGGGCGAUUCCUCCCAAACCCUCCAAUGGGCUGCUGGUGAUGAUGCCCCCUGCCGUCGGCCCCAAACCAGUGGGCAAGCUGUCCGUCAUCCCUCCUCUCAAAGCACUCCGACUGGUCCCAGGAGCGAAACCAAACACAGUCUCCUCGCCUUUCCGAAAAUGACCCUGGGACCCGAGCCUUGCCUUUCCGAGAGGAGCCUAUCAGGAGCCAGCAGUCAGUCAGCAGCAGUCAGCCUAUUUGCACUACAGCGACCUUGUUGGAGGGCUGGUACAAGACAGGUGUUGACCAACAGUAAUAGCUAGGGGGCAAGGCAGAGGCUGAUGGAGGGGGGGAA